UUAUGCUUCUCCACUUAUUUAUGGGCAAACGGAGGCCUCUUUCAUAUUUUCAGCUGUCAAAAUAUUUACCAUUGGCAUUUCUUUUAUUGUCAGAUAGGAACUUUGGUUUUGGUCACACAAUCUGACAAUUAGGGAUCUUUUUUUCUCUCGUUGUUUUGUUGUAUAUGGUUGUUAGAAUUAAUUAUGUAUUUAUUGUACUCCUAGUCCCUAUGCGCCACCUCUGGCUGCGCAGGCCCUUUGGGCUGCCUCUAUCUGCUAUAUAUAUGUGUAAUCACCCCUGGAAUCCUUAUUAAGUCUUUUGUCUAUUCUCUAAUAUGGUAUCAGUCUAAACACGAUCCCUUCCGCUCCCUCGGCGCCCGCCUCGCACCGCGUCCGCGCGGUGCCUCGUGCCGCGCCCGCCCCAUUGGCUGCUGUGCGGGCCGCCUUCCCGGCCGUCGCCGCGCCCCCAUGGCCGCCACCUCAGGCUCGGCCGCCUCUGCUGUGGCCGCCGCAACGAAACUCCGCGACGAAGCUGCCACCGCCGCCCAGAAGCUCGAAGACGAAGCCACCUCCCUCCGCUCCUCCGACAUGGAGCGCAGCCUCCAACUCCAGGCGGAGGCGGACCUCCUCAAGUCCGCCGCCGCGGCCCAAGACCGUGUCCGCGCUGCCGCCGACGCCCUGGAAAAGGAGCGCGCCCAGGCGGACCUCCUCGAGCAGCAGGCCGCGGACCUCUGGGAACGGCUUCGCCCCGAGCCUCGUCGUGAUGACGACCACCAUGAAGAGGACGACGCCCGCUCCUUCUCCUUUGAAGCUGCUGCCGUCACUCAUCUCCACAGCCAAGCUGCCGCUGUCCAGAACAUCAAGAACCUCAUUCCCAUUGUUCUGGACCUCAACUCCAACUACUCCAAGUGGCGUGGCUACGUUCUGCUCAUCCUCGGCCGCUUCGCUUUGAAGGACCACGUCCUCAGCGACGCCGCCCGUCCUGAUGAUCCGGCGUGGGCUCGCAUGGACUGCGUCGUCGUCUCGUGGCUCUUCAACACCAUCUCCGCCGAUCUCUUGGACGUUGUUCAUGAGCCCGACGGUCUAUCUGCACGGGCGGCAUGGCUCGGGAUCGAGCAGCAGUUUCUGAACAAUCGCGAAUCCCGUGCCAUGCUCCUCGACGCUGAGUUCCGCACCCUCACCCAAGGCGCCCUCUCCAUCGACGAUUUCUGCCGCAAGAUGAAGGGUAUGGCGGACGCUCUUGCCGACCUCGGCGAACCUGUUCCAGAUCGCACGCUCGUCUUGAACGUGCUGCGCGGUCUGAACGAGCGGUUCCAGUUCAUGGCUCAGCUUGUCACCCGCCAGAGGCCGUUCCCUUCGUUCACCGACGUCCGCGCUGACCUGCGCCUGGCUGAGCUGAACAUGACGCCUUCGUCGGCGGCUCCCUCGGCCCUUGUCAUUUCGGCGCCCCGCAAGACCAACGCUCCCACGCAGGCGUCUGCUCCUGUCCUCCCGCGUCCUCCUCAGGCAGCCGGGGCGACCGGGGGAGCCUCGCCUCCCAACAACCGUGGUCGCCGUCGCCGCGGCGGGCGCGGCCAGGGAAACUCCAGUGGCUCUGGCUCGAGCCCUGCUCCACCAGGCAGCACGCAGGGUUCCACUCCAUGGCCCUCCUUCCUCAAUCCGUGGACCGGGUCCAUUCACAUGUGGCCCGGUUCCACCCCUGGUGGUCAGCGUGGCCCCCCACCUCACGUCGGCAGCUCGCCUCAUCAAGCUAUGGCGGUUGGCGCACCCCCGAAGUUCUACCCCCCGGCGCCUGGGGCGUACUAUGCAGCGCCUCCACAGGCGCCCCCUCCGGCUUGGUCGCCUUGGAACCCGGAGUCCCUGGCCAACGCGUUCAGCACGGUCUCCCUCACCCCUCCCCCGAACCCUUCGGAGUGGGUCAUCGACUCGGGUGCCUCAUCGCACAUUGCUGCGAAUCCUGGAUCUUCGUACCAGGAACCUCCUCCUUCGCUGUGACAGCUCGGGCCCUCUGUACACCCUGCAACUUCCGUCAUCACCUUCCGGUUCCUGCGCCCUCGUUGCCACUCCUUCAUCAACCACUUGGCACUGCCGUCUCGGUCACCCUGGGUCAUCUACACUCCAGCACCUC
Sorghum bicolor (sorghum) is the source of this 2107-nucleotide messenger RNA. RefSeq lists its product as uncharacterized. The coding region runs from base 448 to 1974 and encodes 508 amino acids. The transcript has 2 exons. The record is from RefSeq and is a predicted model, not a curated record. NCBI's taxonomy places the organism in Eukaryota, Viridiplantae, Streptophyta, Magnoliopsida, Poales, Poaceae.